Molecule: messenger RNA, 5266 nt
Organism: Gambusia affinis (western mosquitofish)
Lineage: Eukaryota; Metazoa; Chordata; Actinopteri; Cyprinodontiformes; Poeciliidae
Product: SH2B adapter protein 2
Exons: 9
Coding region: 312-2369 (685 amino acids)
Biological process (GO): intracellular signal transduction; antigen receptor-mediated signaling pathway
Cellular component (GO): plasma membrane
Molecular function (GO): transmembrane receptor protein tyrosine kinase adaptor activity
Source: RefSeq, a predicted model, not a curated record
GUCCUCCGGAAGUGGUGCCGUUUUAGCUCCUGCUGGUUUUCUGGCUCUGUGGAGCGAUAGAGCCCGGUGUUGAGCAGCAGCUGCAGCUCAGUGCGCCGCGCAGAGAUGGAGGAAGAGCUGGCCGCCGCUCAGCUCCUGUAAACCGGCCAGGAGAGCAUCGGACGAGCCGGUGGGGAGGGGCGGGGAUGGAGGCAGACUAACCAUGGCUGAUACCAGCGACUGAACAUCCUCACUGGAAAACACCGGGAUCGCCUCGGAGAUCCGAUGAAAGCGUGUUGAGCCUCUCCUCGGUGGGUUGGCAUGGCCCAGUGAUGAACGGAGCGGUGCUGCCCGGUAGCCCGGAGCUUUCCUCCUCGUGUCCGCUGCCCGACUGGAGAGAGUUCUGCGAGCUCCACGCCAGAGCCUCGGCCGCCGACUUCGCCGACAAGUUCCAGCGCUUCUUGUCGGAGAACCCGUGCUACGACUCGCCCGGUGCCGAUGCCAGCUUCUCGCAGCACUUCGCCAACCACUUUCUCGAGUGCUUCUCUGCGGCGCUGACCCAGGCCAAGGAGAAACAGGCGUCCUCUCCGGGGGAGGACGGCUGCAACGCGGCGACCAAGUACAGCAUUGUUCCUUUCCUGGGCAUCCAGGGUUGCCUGCUGACCUACGGCCACGACCUCUACCAGCGGCGCAAAGACACCGGGGCUUCGAGUGAGUCCCUGGACAGCAUGGACAGUGGAGGCGGAGGGAUUGACGGGGGAGGCGGUGGUGGCAGCACCUCCUCCAGGGGUUCGCAGAACCACAAGAUGUCGGUUCUGGGACAGUCACGCAGCUCAGAGGACGUGUCUGUCAGCCACCCGAAGGCUCGCUUCAAGAAAGGCUUCUCCCUGAGGAACAUGAGUCUGUGUGUCGUGGACGGGGUGAAGGAGAUGUGGCACAGACGGGCCUCCCCGGAGCCUGACGCCCCCUCGGGAGCCAGGAGGGCCAACGGGGCGGGAGGCGAGGCGGGAGGGGGCGAGAAGUGGUCCCAGAAGCUCAGGCUUCCCCGGAGUUCCCAGGGCCACAAGGCCGAGCUGCUGGAGAUCCAGAGGGAGGGGGCGCUGAGGUACAUGGUGGCCGACGACACGAACUGUGUGGGCGCCGCGCAGUGGCAGAAGUGCCGCCUGCUGCUCAGGAAGACCAAGCGGGAAGACGGAGGGGAGAAGUUCUUGCUGGAGUUCUACGUUCCUCCAAAGUGUUCGAAGCCUAAAGUGAGCAUCCCUCUCUCAGCGAUCGUGGAGGUGAGGACCACCAUGCCGCUGGAGAUGCCCGACAAGGACAACACUUUUGUUCUGAAGGUGGAGAAUGGGGGGGAGUACAUCCUGGAAACCAUCGACUCUCUGCAGAAAAACUCCUGGGUUGCUGAUAUCCAGGACUGCAUAGACCCCGGAGACAGCGGCGAUGACAUCGAGCUGGCGUCAUGUCCUCACGGUCAGGCCUCCAAAGACUGCUCCAUGGUGGCCUCUUGCAGCUGCGAGCUGCUUUCCGAGGGUGUGUAUCGCGCUGCAGAGAGGUCCUGUCCCACAGCAGCAGAUCAUUACAGCGCCCCCUCGGUUCGAUGCAGGGAGCCUCCGUUCACUCAGCACCCUUCACACAUGCCUUUAGAGCGCUUCCUGCAGUCCCCAGAGGCCCAGAGUGCCAACGCUUCUGCAGGUGGUGGCGAAGGAACAAAGGAGCCAGAGGGCGAUGCCAGUUUGGCAGGUUACCCGUGGUUUCACGGUACUCUGUCUCGUGUUCGAGCGGCUCAGCUGGUGCUUGCAGGCGGGGCCAGGAGCCACGGGCUCUUCGUGAUUCGUCAGAGCGAGACCCGGCCGGGCGAGUACGUCCUCACCUUCAACUUCCAGGGCAAAGCCAAGCAUUUACGUUUGUCCGUUAAUGAGAACGGCCAGUGCCACGUCCACCAUUUGUGGUUCCACACCGUGACGGACAUGCUGAGACACUUCCACGCCCACCCGAUUCCCCUGGAGUCCGGCGGAUCGGCUGACAUCACGUUACGCUCGUAUGUGCAGGUUCAGCGAAGCUCCGCUGCAGAUGCGACCGUGCCUCCGGUUUUCACUCCUCCUCGGGAUGCGUCCUGCAGGACGGAUCCCGUCCAGCCGGCCCUUCACCCUGCCGCUCCUGCUCCUUCGUCCGACGGGCCCCUGUCCUCCAGCACCUCGUCCUCGCCCACUGCCAUGCCGUCCCUCUCCCGGAGCGACCCCGGUACGGGGCUGGGCGGCGGCGGCCUGCAGAGCCGUAGCAACAGCUCCGAGCGCCUGCUGGAGGGUUCGAGCGGAGCGUCCGAGGAUUACCACGACUCCGACGGGACCCGCAGGGCCCGCGCCGUGGAGAACCAGUACUCCUUCUACUAAGCAACCAUCGUAAAAAAACAACAAAAACAAAAAAACGUUUGGCUUGUUUACGUCCUGAAAACACAAGGUGUCAAGGACAACUCCGCACAUUUAAAGAAACAUCAAUAACAACAAAACCCUGAUCCAAAUCACUCCUCAUUUCCUCGGCUUAUUUUUGUUCCUGGGAAGCAAAUGAUGCCAAACGGCGUGUCCGUGCUAACAAAUUCCCCCUUUUUGCUUGAUAUCAAGGACGUGGGUAACAGACACAGAACAAGAGGUGAAGAGGCACAAAAAAAUAUAAAAUAAAUAGAAAAACUUGAUGAUUGCAGGCAGAUGGAGUCAUAUGGUUUCGAUUCACUUCCUCUGUCCAUUUUCUGCUCGGCCUUACCCAUAGUUCCCCAGGAGCGAAGCUGGUGUCGCCGCCCUGCCAGAGGACUGAGAGUCUGAAAUGACCCUGCAGAAACCCCCCGCCUCUCUCGCUCAGUUCCUCGGAGCAUCCUGUUAAUGUUUGUAAAGCUGCUUUGAAUCUGUCCCGGAUAUCCUCGCUGUCCCCCGAGGAUUUUGUCUUCAGAGUCCGGCUCCGGGUCUUUACACUAACACUGGCACAGCUAGCACAUGUGUUUGUGUUAGCUGAGAGGUGUUUUUCCUAAACCUGAACAGCCUGAGGGGGCCUGACAGUUAGCCUGAACUCAGAACAGACUGAAGCAGACGAGGAGGAGGAGGAGUCGAUUCAGAUCCCCUAAAAAUGUGAGUUUAAUCUCUUGCAAACCUAUUCAUAGCUCUGGGUCUUUUCCACAUUCGGUCAGAGAGAUUUUAUGUGUGAGAUCAACACAAAGUAAAGUAAGUUGUGAGAUGAAAGGAAAAUGAUACAAAUUUGUUUUAAUUUUUAUAAAUGAAAUUUUUAAAAAAAAUGUGUUUUACAUUCAAAGUCUGCCCCCCUUUUACUCUGAUAAACGCAAGAAAAAGUCCACUGUGGCCAUCCGCCCUCAGUCCACCUGCAUAAAACUUAAUCUCAGUUUAAAUCCAGCUGUUCUGCCGAGGCUUCGCAGGUUAGCUGGAGUACCUUACUGAACAGGAAGACCAAGAAACACAUAGAACUUGGAACUUCAAAUCAAGAUUAGGCUAUAAAACAAUAUUCCAAGUUUUCUACUGCACCACGAAAGAGAACGAAAUUAAACGUUUUGGCCAACAUUAUACAUGAUGACGCUCAACCCAUCAUCCCCAUGAGGAAACACAGUAGUACCUCUAUCAUGCUGUGGGACUUCUUUUCUUCAGCGGGGGCAGGGAAGUUGGUCAAAGAUGAUGUAUGUCGAUAAAUACAAGGCGAUCCUAGAAAACCUUUUUGUAGGCUGCAGAAGACUUUAAACGGACGCAGAGGUUCACUUUCUGGGUUACAAGGGAAGAGUAACCCAGAAAGAAAACCCAGAUUUGUCCACCAAAUCUGAGUGCAAAGAAGAACGGACAAAUAAAAAUUUUACAGAUUCUUAUUUGUAAGAGAUUUUUAAAAGCAUUCAUGACUUUCAAUCUGCUUUACAACCAGGCACAACUCGGUGUUGAUCUGUCACGUAAAACCCCAAUUAAAAUCUACUAAAGUUUGUAUUGUAGAGUGACAAGUUGUGGGAAAAGUUAUAGGGAUGUGGCUAUUUUUGCAAGAGCGGAUGUUAAAAAUGCCAUCUGUAAAGGUUUUUGAACGUUCCAGAGAGGUCACUACGUCCAGACACAAGGUCAGGUGUUUGUUUUGCUAAAAAGCUUGAGAUAGUUUCUAUGAACCGGACAGGACGGCUCCCGUGUUAGCGGGUUGUUACUCUGAAUGUGUGGUAGUGUAUUAGAGUCCAGAUAUUUUUAAUGGUGGGUGUGUGUGUGUGUGCUGCAGUGGUGUUUCUGAAACAUGCUUUUCCGGGUCCCUCCGUCCUGGUGGCGGUUCCGUAUUCACACACAUCACCAUCAGUGGUAACCUAUAGUUUAGAUUCUCUGUUAACAUAAGAUUACUUUGAAAUAACGCUUUGAGGAUUAAACAAAACCCAGCUCUAUUUGGGACGACUUGCAACAUGUUUUAUUUUUAUUUUUUUCUUUGUGUGUGUGUGUGUGGGGGGGGGGGGGUGUGUGUGUGUGUGUGUGUGUGAAUGGCAGCAUUGGGGGCUGCUGUGUGUGCUCUGCAGGUUAGCUUGUGGGUAUUGACUAGGACAAAGUGGUCAAGGUGGCCAUGCUUGAAUAGAAAGAUGGUGUUUUGCUGUACGAACUGAGGUUUUAUGCAAAUUAUUUCAAGGGAAAAACCUGAUUUACGUUCAAAGUACGAUACAUUCAGUUUGAAAAACAAACUAAUUUGGGUGACUUUGCGAAUCCAACAUGGAAGAUAAAAUUAACAAAGGUUAUUUCGUCAGACAGGCAGUAGCAAUGGCCAGAAACAAAUACUUUUUUUUAAUUCAGUUUGCCAAAAGGAUUAUGAAUGGAAAACAUUUCAUGUGAAAACUGUUCUCUUAAAGAAAAAAACCAAACAAACAAAAAAACCGCUACUUUUAUUGGAAAUACCCAGCUAAGCGUGUCUUAUCGAGGAUGGCCACCGGGCCUGGAAGAUGAUUUCAACGAUCGGGUGAAUGGAGCAGCUCAUGUGCCAAUAAGAAUCCUAUUUUUUGAAAGCCAGUUAUUCCUUCACCCAUGUAAAUGACAUGUUUCCUAUCGAGUCUUAUUUAUGUACAACCGGUUCUUCUUUAUGAAACAGUGGAGAAAAAAAACAAAACAAAACUCCCCGACCCGUCCCACAAAUCAGCAGCCGCACUUCUUUCUGUUCUGCGUAACUCUCCCACAGCUGAACUUUCUGUUGUCUGACUGAGUUUUGAAGAGUCUGUGCAAUUUUGUACAAAGUGAUGUAAUUGACAUACUACUUUAUAUUUCUGUGAAUAAAACGUGGCUCUAUUGGA